Neoarthrinium moseri is the source of this 288-nucleotide messenger RNA. RefSeq lists its product as uncharacterized. The record is from RefSeq and is a predicted model, not a curated record. NCBI's taxonomy places the organism in Eukaryota, Fungi, Ascomycota, Sordariomycetes, Amphisphaeriales, Apiosporaceae. The transcript is spliced from 2 exons. The coding region runs from base 1 to 288 and encodes 95 amino acids.
AUGGCAGACUCGGCCUCUCGCGUUGAGCAAACCCCACUGAAGCCUCAGCAGCCUGGCCAAGCACAGAGCAUCCUGAACCAGCAGACGUCAAAUCUCGACGUGACAUCUCAAUCAGAUAACGGAGGCAAUGCGGAGGCCCCCAGUGAAGCCGUGAAGGACCAGAUCGAUGAUGCAGUUGCUAAGGGUCCGAAGAAGGCUGACCAGUAUAGUGGUGGGCGAGUGUCGGUCGCCGAGACUGGAGAUCUGCACGAUCUAGCAGCGAGGAGGCAGUCGGAAGCUCAUAAAUAA